Meira miltonrushii is the source of this 920-nucleotide messenger RNA. RefSeq names its product translation initiation factor eIF3 subunit. The transcript has 2 exons. Gene Ontology annotation, molecular function: translation initiation factor activity. Gene Ontology annotation, cellular component: cytoplasm; eukaryotic translation initiation factor 3 complex. Bases 32 to 829 code for a protein of 265 amino acids. NCBI's taxonomy places the organism in Eukaryota, Fungi, Basidiomycota, Exobasidiomycetes, Exobasidiales, Brachybasidiaceae. The record is from RefSeq and is a predicted model, not a curated record.
CCACAUACCGCAGAUCUGAUAUAAAGAGAGAAUGGCAUCGAGCGAUUGGGACGCAUCAUCUGAUGACGGAGCUGCUCCAGUCAGCAAGGCCGCCGCUCCUAAUUCAACCACAAAAGCAAAUGUACCAGCUUAUGGCCGUAAACGCUUCGAUGAUGAAGAUGUUGAAGAUGACGUAAAGGAUGAUUGGGAUGCAGAAGAUGAAGAACCCGAAAAGCCAGAUGUGAGUAAUUUGGCACCGAUUAAAAAGAAGAGUACGGUAAAGCAAAAGAUUAAAGAACGUGAAGAACGUGAAAGACGGCAAGCCGAAUUAGGACUUGAUAGUGAUGAAGAAGAUGAAGAGGAAGAAGAUCCACUAGAACGUAGAAGGCGAGAACGAGAAGCGCAAAUAAAGGCUGAUGUUGAAAAUGCGGCAAACUUGUUGGGUACUUCAAAGAUUAGCAAUACAGCUUCCGUAGAUGCUUCUCUAAAACCGACAAAGCUGUCAACAAAAGAGGAAUGGGAAGAAUUUUCGGAUAAUCUAUACAAAUCUCUCAUCAAACAACACUCAACCAAACCUGGUUAUGACAAACACUUUAUCCCUCAUUUCGCAAAAUUAUUAUCAGAAAACUUACGCGAUGUUGAUUGUCGCAAACAAAGCACGACAUGGAAGAAUAUAGCUGACGAGAAAACCCGUGCAGAGAAAGAAAAGAAAUCUGGUGGUGGUGUGACGAAAGCAACAAAAGCUGCCAAGCCCAAAACUGUCGGAACAGCAAGCGCAAAGAACACUAUUGACAUGCGUGCUUAUGGCGAUGAAGCUUUGGAUGAUGGUGAUGAUCUCGACUUUAUGUGAUCAGAACCAAACGCGCAGAGUUACACAUGUAAAAAGAUGACUGUAUUUCGGAUAGAUGUCAUGAAUUAAUAUAUUAUACAUUUUGUACAAC